UUGGAAGUCGGAGUUUGGACCAAAUGGAGAGAGAAUGGGCUGGAUGAGGUUUGAAGACAUCUUUGGGGGCCCUCCUUCUUCCAACCAGGAUUCUAAAACUCCGCUGCUGACUAGGUGACUGAAGGCCGGAUUUGAGGCCUGAAGGCAAGGAGUGAAGGAAUCUUCUGCGCAGUGCCUGCGUGGGCCUCUUCUCUGAGGAAAAAAGGUAGAACUUGAAAGCCACCAUGGGAGAUGAAGACUGGGAAGCAGAAAUUGUCAAACCUCACGUGUCUUCCUACGUUCCUGUGUUUGAGAAGGAUAAAUAUUCUUCUGGAACAGAUGGAGACAGGAUUUCAGCUUCAUCAGAAAUGGAUGAUGGAUCAUCUCAACAAGAUCAUUUCAUGAGAAGCCACUUUGCCUCUGGGAGGAGUUUGGGAAAUAGAGGUUUUUCAAAUAAGUUUGAAGAAGGUGAUAACUGUGGGUUCUUGAAAGAAUCUAAUAAUGACUGUGAAGAUAAUCAAACACGGAACAGAGGGUUUUCCAGGAGAGGCGGCUAUCAAGAUGGAAAUGAUGCAGAAGCUUCAGGUCCAUCUAGAAGAGGAGGUGGAAGAGGUAGUUUCCGAGGUUGCCGUGGAGGAUUUGGCAUAGGAAGAUCAAAUAAUGAAUAUGACCAAGCUGAGGGAGCACAGCGCCCUGCUGGCCUUUUUGGGUCUAGAAGAACAGCAGUGAGUGGUACAGGUGGUUACAAAGGUUUAAAUGAAGAAGUAAUAACAGGCUCUGGAAAGAAUUCUUUGAAGUCAGAAGCUGAAGGAGAAAGUGGUGAUAUUCAAGGGCCAAAAGUGACCUACAUACCACCACCUCCACCAGAGGAUGAAGACUCCAUCUUUGCACAUUAUCAGACAGGCAUAAACUUUGACAAGUAUGACACUAUUCUUGUGGAAGUAUCUGGACAUGAUGCACCACCAGCAAUUCUGAGUUUUGAGGAAGCUAAUCUCUGUCAGACACUUAAUAGCAACAUUGCUAAAGCUGGCUAUACUAAACUUACUCCUGUGCAAAAAUACAGUAUUCCUAUUAUACUAGCAGGACGAGAUUUGAUGGCUUGUGCUCAAACAGGAUCAGGGAAGACUGCGGCUUUUCUCUUGCCAAUUUUGGCUCACAUGAUGCGUGAUGGAAUAACUGCCAGUCGGUUUAAAGAGCUACAGGAACCAGAGUGUAUUAUUGUAGCACCAACUCGAGAAUUGAUCAAUCAGAUUUAUUUGGAAGCCAGAAAAUUUUCUUAUGGGACCUGUGUAAGAGCUGUUGUCAUAUAUGGAGGAACACAGUUGGGGCAUUCAAUCCGACAAAUAGUACAAGGCUGUAACAUAUUAUGUGCUACUCCUGGGAGAUUGAUGGAUAUCAUAGGAAAAGAAAAGAUUGGACUCAAGCAAGUGAGAUAUUUAGUUUUGGAUGAAGCAGAUAGGAUGUUGGAUAUGGGUUUUGGGCCAGAAAUGAAGAAGUUAAUUUCUUGCCCAGGAAUGCCAACAAAGGAACAACGUCAAACUCUUUUGUUCAGUGCAACUUUUCCAGAGGAAAUUCAAAGGUUGGCUGGGGAAUUUUUAAAGUCAAAUUAUUUGUUCGUUGCUGUUGGACAAGUAGGUGGAGCAUGUAGAGAUGUUCAGCAGACCAUUCUCCAAGUUGGCCAGUAUUCAAAAAGAGAAAAACUUGUUGAAAUCUUACAAAAUACAGGUGAUGAAAGAACUAUGGUCUUUGUUGAAACCAAGAAAAAAGCAGAUUUUAUCGCAACCUUUCUUUGUCAAGAAAAAGUAUCUACUACAAGUAUUCAUGGUGACCGGGAACAGAGAGAGAGAGAACAAGCUCUUGGAGAUUUUCGCAGUGGAAAAUGCCCUGUUCUUGUUGCUACUUCAGUAGCUGCCAGAGGGCUAGACAUUGAAAAUGUCCAACAUGUUAUCAAUUUUGAUCUUCCUUCUACCAUUGAUGAAUAUGUUCAUCGAAUUGGGCGUACUGGGCGUUGUGGCAAUACUGGAAGAGCUAUUUCUUUUUUUGAUCCUGAAUCAGAUAAUCAUUUAGCACAGCCUCUAGUGAAAGUGUUGUCAGAUGCUCAACAAGAUGUUCCUUCGUGGUUGGAAGAAAUUGCCUUUAGUACAUAUGUUCCUGGCUUCAGUGGUAGUACAAGAGGAAAUGUGUUUGCAUCAGUUGAUACUAGAAAGAAUUACCAGGGCAAGAACACUUUGAAUACAGCAGGGUUUUCUUCACAAGCUCCCAAUCCAGUUGAUGAAGAGUCAUGGGAUUAAAGCUUAAAAAAAAAAAAAAAAGGUUCAAGUCUGUGGUACAGUUUUGAUGCUGAGAAGACAAUAGUUUUGAUUUUUAAAUUUUAAACAGAAAUGUGAAACCUGACAUUCUCGUAUUGCCUGUCAUUCUGUUGUCCCACCUGUUAAAAAAAAUUCUUUUUGAUUAGUGCUUAGAGUUUCAAUGUUGCAGUUACUGAUACAAAUGUCAUUCACUGGAAGUGCUAAAGCAUUCUAAAUGUCUUAUUUCUAGAAUAUUCAGGCAAUUGAGACAAGUUACAUGUCUAAGUGCUGUCUUAGUAUGUUUAUUUUAUAAAAAUAGUUAAGAUGAUAAAUAUUUGUUUAAAAAUUAUUGGGUGUCAAUUUUACUUGAGCCUUUAAAUAACAGUGUGUCAUUAUAAUGUGAUAACACUAUAAUGUGAUUUUUUUAUGAAACAGUAGAAGACUGAAGCCUGUCAAAGUGAUUUUGAUUUCAGAUUACCAAAUGUGUGCUGCAAAUAGUUAAAUGUUUGCAACAUGUGAGCUCUGUACUCAAUGGCAUGACAAAUGUUUUCUUUUUUUCCUUUUCCUUUUUCUUUUUUUAUAAUAUGCACUUUCCUUGGAAAUAAAAGAUGAAACACAUUUUCUCCUAAGUUUUUUAGGUGCAUGUUUGAUUUUUUUGUUACAUAUCACAGUUCUGAAUGCAUUUCAUCUUGUGAAAUGAAUACAAUGAAUAAAAGUCUCACACAGGGCUAGAGAUAUAGCUUAGCAGCAUAGCACCAGCCUGGCAAGUGUGAGGUCAUGAGUUUGACUGCUGAUACCAAAAAAAAAAAAAAUCUUACACAAAGUAAAUAUUGAUGUAUGACAUACUUGCUACACUAAAUAUUAAUGUGUAACAUACUUGCUACAAAAAAUAAAUACUAAUGUAUAACAUAUUGCCACACAGAUGUGGUAAUGAAAAUCAGUCUUAAACUUCAAAAAAUGCUAUUCAUUCUUGCCAUAAUUUUGAUUCAUAUUUUGCAGUCAUUGAGAGAAUUCUAUCUUUUUCAUUCACCACUGUAUAUCUUAAACUUAUUGUGCCCAGAAUAUAAAUUGUUAAACAAACAACCUCAAACAUUGACGUGAAACAAGUGUAUUGUCGAGACAAAAAUUACCAGUUUGCUACUAUUACUCUUAACAGUCUCCAGUAACAGGUCACUGAUGUAUUAUC
Molecule: messenger RNA, 3453 nt
Organism: Cavia porcellus (domestic guinea pig)
Lineage: Eukaryota; Metazoa; Chordata; Mammalia; Rodentia; Caviidae
Gene: Ddx4
Product: DEAD-box helicase 4
Exons: 20
Coding region: 225-2270 (681 amino acids)
Biological process (GO): gamete generation; cell differentiation
Cellular component (GO): P granule; nucleus
Molecular function (GO): RNA binding; ATP binding; RNA helicase activity
Source: RefSeq, a predicted model, not a curated record